GUCCUUUUGAAGAAAUUCAGAAAAUACUUAGAACAAGUUAUGGUGGUUUGACAAAUCGUGAGCAACAAGUUUUCCUUGACAUUGCAUUCUUUUUCAAGGGUAAAGAUAUGGACUAUGUGAUUCAAGCACUAAAAUGUCACAAGCUUGACUCUCCUGAGAAUUGUAUUCAAGAGCUCGUAGAGAAUGCCAUCAUAACUAUUGAAGACAAUAGGAUUUUGAUGCACGACUUACUUGAACAAAUGGGUAAGGAUAUAGUUCAUGAAAAGUCUCCCAAUGAGCCUGGUAGACGUAACAGAUUGUGUUGUUAGGAGGAUGUGCACGAGGUUCUAACCGAAAAUACUGUAAGUAGAAUAUGCAUAUGUAUCUACACAUAUUCUUAUAUUCUAAGCAGUACUUGUAUUUUUAUUCUAUAUAUGACGGCCUUAAUACUACAGGGGACGAAUGAAGUUAAAGGCAUCGUAGUAAAUUUUCAUGAAGAUGAUGACAUACCUUUGAAUGCAGACAGCUUCUCAGGCAUGAAAAACCUUGAAAUUUUUAUAAACAAGCAUGGGACUCUUUCUGGAGAUACCCUUAAUUAUCUCUCCAACAAGUUGAGAGUGAUUGAGUGGAACAACUGUCAAUUGCAAUAUUUGCCAUCAUAUUUUCAUCCAAAGGAACUUGUUGUAUUCGAUAUGCGUUGGAGUCGCAUCAGACAAUUGGGGAAGGGGUUUAAGAAUUUGGCAAAGCUGACAUCUCUAAAUUUAAGAGACUCUGGAUUCCUAGAAAAAAUCCCUGACUUUUCCGGAAUGGAAAACCUAAAGUACUUGAAGGUAACUGAUUGUACAAGUUUAAUUGAAGUUUAUCCUUCUGUUGGAUUUCUCGAUAAGCUUGUUACAUUGGAUUUUUCACAAUGA
Messenger RNA from Prunus avium (sweet cherry), 893 nucleotides. The record is from RefSeq and is a predicted model, not a curated record. Lineage: Eukaryota; Viridiplantae; Streptophyta; Magnoliopsida; Rosales; Rosaceae.